Molecule: messenger RNA, 1500 nt
Organism: Hyposmocoma kahamanoa
Lineage: Eukaryota; Metazoa; Arthropoda; Insecta; Lepidoptera; Cosmopterigidae
Gene: Rpn5
Product: 26S proteasome non-ATPase regulatory subunit 12
Exons: 9
Coding region: 148-1500 (450 amino acids)
Cellular component (GO): cytoplasm; nuclear proteasome complex; proteasome regulatory particle, lid subcomplex
Source: RefSeq, a predicted model, not a curated record
UUGUCAAAUACAGUGAGUUUGCAGGUUGUCGUUGUUCAAUAUAUUUAGCCGUAUUUGCAAAGAAUUUGUGUAAAUUCGAAAACUGAAUAUCUGCAAGGAGUUGCAUUUUAUAAUUUAAGCAUCAAGCACACCUAUUAUCCCAACAAAAUGACUACAAACGGAGAUAAUGGAAGUCUGGAUGCCAGUGGCAAGAUUGUAAAAAUGGAGGUGGACUACAGUAGCACUUGCGAUGAGAAGAUCCCGCAGGCAAAGGCCAUGGCUGCGAAAGGUUCUAUCACACAGGCCAUUGAUCAAUUACUAGCUCUUGAGAAGCAGACCAGAACAGGUGCUGACAUGGCGUCCACUGCAAGAAUUCUUGUAGCAAUUGUACAAAUCUGCUUUGAAGCCAAAAACUGGUCUGUUCUCAAUGAUCAGAUUGUUCUUCUCUCCAAAAGGCGAUCUCAACUGAAACAAGCUGUAGUGAAAAUGGUCCAAGAAUGCUGCACUUAUGUAGAUAAGACACCAGAUAAGGAGACAAAAAUAAAGCUUAUUGAGACUCUAAGAUCAAUUACAGAAGGUAAAAUCUAUGUAGAAGUAGAGAGGGCUAGACUUACACACAUUCUGGCAAAAAUUCGUGAAGAAGAAGGCAAUGUCGCUGAAGCCGCUAAAAUCAUCCAAGAGCUGCAAGUUGAAACAUACGGUUCCAUGGACAAAAGAGAAAAAGUAGAACUUAUUUUGGAGCAAAUGAGAUUGUGUUUGGCCAUCAAAGAUUAUAUUCGUACACAAAUCAUUUCUAAGAAAAUUAACACAAAAUUCUUUGAAGAAGAUAAUACUUUGGAACUGAAAGAAAAAUUCUAUCGCCUUAUGAUUGCUGUGGAUCAACACAAUGGGCAAUACUUGUCCGUCUGCCGGCACUUCCGCGCGCUCGGCCCAGUGGCUGGGUCGGAUGCCUUAAUUGGCAGCGUCGUGUUUCUUAUCUUAGCACCGUAUGACAAUGAACAAGCCGAUUUAACGCAUAGGCUCAAUGAGGACAAAGAUUUGGACAAAUUACCUGAUUAUAAACAGCUAUUAGGCCUGUUCAUAAACCCGGAGAUCAUCAGAUGGAACACGCUAUGCUCAAUGUAUGAGAAGAUGCUCCGAGCCACACCUUACUUCGAUCAGGCUGACGAGAAGGGCCAGGAGCGUUGGAAUGACCUUAAGAACAGAGUUGUGGAACAUAAUAUCCGCAUAAUGUCGAUGUACUACACGCGUAUCACAUUGAAGCGAAUGAGCGAGCUUUUAGGCCUCAGCGAUGUCGAGACCGAGGAAGCACUAAGUCAACUGGUUGUAAGCAAUGUUGUACGUGCCAAGAUCGACCGCCCUGCAGGAGUUGUGCACUUCAGCCUAAACAUGGACUCCUCAGACCGUCUGAACGAGUGGUCUAAUAACCUAAACACUCUGAUGCAACUUGUGAACAAGACCACCCAUCUCAUCAACAAGGAAGAGUGUGUCCACAAGCAUCUACUCGCUACAACGGAAUAA